UUUUUCCCAACUGUAUUAAAAACUUGUCACAGCAUCUCACACGCAUCACCACCUCUCUCACAAUCAGAUCAACGACAGACAAAUGAGGAACAAAAUUGCUUGUUGUGAAACCAAAAGGCUCACUUUCCAUGUUUUAUCUUUAACUGUCCACUAUUAACACUCCUUCGUCUGUCAUCACCCCAAGAAGAUAUUACUGAGCCUGGUACGUUAUUAUUCUGGCCACUAUCAUCCACACGUUCCAUCGCCCCACACACAGGGCAGACCGGGACAAGCAGAGAUAAAUGACUGCCUGAUUUAUGAUACAGUAACAAGUGGUUAGUAGAUAGAGACUCUCACCUUUACAUGAACACAACUACUCUCCGCUAGACUUGAUCAUACAGUCAUACACCAGCAUCCCUUCAGCCCCCUCCACACGCUUCGCAUAGUACUGAUCAAGGCAUACAGAGACAUUUAUAGACCUUGGUGCAGACGAACACUCAAAUGCGUAAAUGAGUGUUUCAGUGGAGCACGAAUAGAAAGGUUAGGCGACACGUCUGUUUCUCCUUCGGGUUGUAUGAUGAAAGCUCCCUUUAAAAACAUGCAUUAUUAUCACCAGUAACACUACCAGCAUCAUCAUCAUCAUCAUCAUCAUCAGUAGUAGUAGUAGUAGUAGUAGUAGUAGUAGUAGUAGUAGUAGUAGUAGUAGUGCUGUUGUCGUAAAUGCAAACACCAUGCCCCCAUCAUCACCAUUCCAGUAGUAUCAUCACCAAUCAACCUCAUCUGUCACCAUCACCACUGUCACCGCCACCCAUCACCGCAACCACGACCACAAUCACCGCCACCUAUCAUCAACACCACUGCCGCUUCACACUGCCGGCGCUCAUCUUAUUUCAAUAAUCACCUCCUUCACUGAGAGGCAGAAGCUGAUCCCGCAGCAUUUACGAAGAACAGGAGCCGCCUUCAUACGCAGCCAACACCUUCACCGCGGGACAAAACCACCUGCAAGAAAUACGAAAGAGGGAAAGGGGAGGGUGAAAAACUCAUUCCCUCCCAACCAGUGCCCUUCCCUACCCGCUGCUGCUUGCUGAGAGUAUAUAAAGACGAAGUGUAUGAGAGAAUGGUAUCAGUCUCUCGGCAGCCCUUGUAAGGAUCACAUCUCCCCACAACACUCGCCGCUCCGCCAGUAUGAAGGUCCUGCUGCUCCUGGCCGCUCUGAUCGCUGCCGCCACCCCCGCGCCACAGCACCUUGGAAACGACUACGAAUACACACCACCAGCGUACAACUUCGCCUAUACAGUGGAUGCCGCUGACCCUUACAACAACCCAGUUAGGUUCGGCCACCAGGAGGGACGUGAAGGCGCCUAUACCUCCGGCACUUACUAUGUUCUUCUGGCUGACUCCCGCCUCAUGACCGUCAAUUACUACGCUGAUGAGACUGGGUUCCACCCCACCUACACCUUUGAGGGUCAGGCGCAGUAUUACUAAGAGGAACAUCGUCUGUGAGAGAAAGAAUCUAUUUCAACUUAAUAAUAGGCAUCCUUGUCUCUUCUCCCAUAUGUUGAGGAUAAGACGCUUCUCCAAUCUUGCCCUUAUGAAUUACGAUCUUUUCUUCUUUUUCUUUCAUUUUUCUUCAUCCCUUAUCUUUAUUUAAUUUUUUUUCCUACACCACCUGCAGGCAUGAUUAGUUAAGUCCUCCUUUCAUCGUGGUUAUCAUUUUCCUUGAGGUGAACUGCGAUUACCUGUUUCGUGCCUUUAUCGCUCAUCUGUUCCACCUGUUUUAUUUGUCAACUGGAGGAAUGAUUGGUUAAGCUUCCCUCUCACCUGGAUAUCGUUUUCUGUGACUCCUUCCAAACUCGCCUAGUCAUUAUCAUCAUUAAUUUAUGUACUAUUACGCUUUUCAUAAGAGUCUAUAUAUUUUCUUUACAGAGUAUAUUGUAUAGCAUAUAGUUUUGUAUCUUUUCUAUAAGAAUGUAUACGUAUAUAUUUUUGCAUACGUUUUUUUUUUUUUUCACAAAUAAAUAUAUUUACAUAAAA
Molecule: messenger RNA, 2013 nt
Organism: Scylla paramamosain (green mud crab)
Lineage: Eukaryota; Metazoa; Arthropoda; Malacostraca; Decapoda; Portunidae
Product: pro-resilin-like
Exons: 2
Coding region: 1165-1464 (99 amino acids)
Cellular component (GO): extracellular matrix
Source: RefSeq, a predicted model, not a curated record